Molecule: messenger RNA, 2361 nt
Organism: Ruditapes philippinarum (Manila clam)
Lineage: Eukaryota; Metazoa; Mollusca; Bivalvia; Venerida; Veneridae
Product: neuroglobin-like
Exons: 3
Coding region: 388-957 (189 amino acids)
Molecular function (GO): oxygen binding; heme binding
Source: RefSeq, a predicted model, not a curated record
ACACAAGUGUAAAGGGAAUUGCAUGUUGUCAAUCAAGAAACAGAAUUGUUAUUUUGAGGUAUUCGGAAGCAGACAACAGACGUUGAAUAUAAUUCUGUUUCAUCUUAAUGAAACUACUCCAAUGAAGUACGAUAUAUCAAGGAUGAUGAUAUAUAUCAUUUUAAACUGGUGUAAAAAAGUGCUUGUUAGUAUAUUUUGAUUUCCGUUCACAUAUGUGAAACAAAACAAAAAACAUACUCAGGAAAUACACAGCGUGACUGGUAAAUUUUUUUUAUAUGUGAUUUGACUAGUUAUUUCGAGCAGAAAGGAGGCAUAUUGAUUUUUUAAAGUCAAAGUUGCACUUUUAUCCGAUGAUGUUGUUAAAGAUUCAAUUUAUAUUGUGAAACUAUGGGAAAUAAAAUUGUAAGAAGUAGUUUGAAUAAACCUCGAAAGAGCAACCAGCUGAAUACUUGUUUAUCACCAGAGCAAAUAGAACUUGUACAAUCUUCAUGGCAGCUAAUACAGUCAGAUUUGCCCGAACUUGGUCUCAUUAUUUUCAUAAGAUUCUUUGAGACAGAGCCGAAUAUGAAGUCCCUGUUUCCAAAAAUAGUUCAGAUGAACCAAGACAAUAAACUUGAGUGUAAUAUUGAUCGCGAUAUGUUACAAAAACAUGCGGUUACAGUGUUAGAAGGCCUUGGGGCAGCAGUGGAGAGCCUUGAUGAUUCUCAGUUUCUGAAUGGUGUCCUUAUUGCAAUUGGACAAACACAUGUACAACGAGAGGUAAAACCUCAAAUGCUCAAGAAACUCUGGCCAUCACUUCACUACGGAUUACAGCAAGUACUGAAGGAACACUAUACAAAACAAGUGUCUGAAGCCUGGAAGAAAGUAUUUGAAUAUAUUUGUGCUUACAUGAAACUUGGUAUGGAACAUCCUGACCUAGACGCUGACAAUCAUGCAGAUAUUCUGCGGAUAUCUUGAAUUAAUUAUAAAUGUUUGUAUGCAAUAUGUUAAACUAUGUGAAUUAUAUUAACAGUUACUACGAAACUGAUUCAACAAUUACCCGGUCCAAUUAGUGUACGAUAUGAUUGUUAAAGUGCACAUAAUUCGUAAAGGAAGUAAAGUUUUAAGAUAAAAUUAAAACUUACUUUUAGAAAUAAAGAUACUUAUUUGAUUCAUAUUAUUUCUAUGAACCAAGUAAAAAAUGAUAGCAAAAAUCCACGAACUUCUUGAACUUACCUUGUAUAAUAUCCCCAGGCUCUGAGUCUGUUGUUUUGAGUAAGAUUGAACAAAGCGAGUUCAAAUUUAUUCAAAAUACGAAUGAAGAUAAGAACCAAUUUCAGAAAUGAAUAUGUAAAAUAGUUAUGAACAUGAAUUCAAGAUUCCAUAGUUUGAAACAAAUGAACAAUAUAGAACAGUAAGAAUGGGAGACUUACAAUGUGUCAGUAUGGGUAACAUUUUAUCAAAUACAUGCUUUGAUCUCGAACCAUGUUUGUUAAAUGACUGUUGCAGUUGUGUUACUUUAACAAUAGUCGGCUUAGCCUUGAGACACUUUUUUUUAGAAUUAUUGCUGAAUAUGUUUUUCCUUCAAUAUGAAUUUUAUGAAUAUAAACAUAAAAUAUUUGUAGCGGAUCUAACAUGCAUUUUGUUUAGAAGAAAUAUCUCCUUCUUAUAAAAGUCCGCUUUUCUCAAUUGAGAGAACAUAGAAUUUGUAAUCGAGGAGUCGCUGAUGUCAGGUGCUCGAACGAGGUAAAAUUUUGCCAUGACAAUAAAUUUCUGAUUUUGAAUCUAAUGGUUAUUUGUCUCUCGCCGCUAAUCUAGAAGUAAUGCGGGAUUAUCAGUCGGUCACUUGCAAUAAAAGUAAUUACUGGUUAGUUAUCCAGGAAACCCGGUAUGUAAACUGCACACCGAGAUAUGACCAAAAGUAUGUAAAAGUUGGCGUCAAACAGACUGCAUUUAAGCACCAUUUCAAAAUUGUUAAUCAUUCUUUUAUCUGGAUGCUUCGAAAUACGAUUUUUUUACCUAAACAAUACAAAUUUAGAUGCGAUAAGGUAUUUACUGUCAAGAUAUUAAUAAAUUUAUUAACCCUAAGAAUGAAAAAAAACGAUUGUCAAUAAAAUAACGUUAUCAAGGACAAGAAAAGAAAAGAAAAACGAAAUCUCUAAAUAACGCCCAAAACGAGAAAAUUAAAAAUGUCACAGGGUUCGUUUGAUUGAGCCUAUUCAAGGACGGUGAUGGAAAUCUAAUGUCAUUAAAAGUGUCGUCUUGUAUAGUAUUUAUUCAACUUGAAAUUGAAACGACUUAUUCAGUAAAUAGAAGCAAUGUGGUAUACUUUGUUUAAUUCAGUUAUAAGUUAUAAUCAUAUAAUAAAAAGUAUAAAAUGUA